UAGUAAUUAGUUCACAAUGUUUUUAGAAAUGCAAAUGUUUAUGGCCAUUAUAAAAUAACUUUUACUAAGUCGUCGUGAAUGUCAAUGAAGCCAUUUUAGCUGAUGGUUUGAGUUGUAUAAACACACAAACAUCUGUAAUCCAUUCUAAAACAAUUUUAGGCCAUUCAAGAAACCAAGACAAAUGUUCACUUUUACAGUCUGAGUUAUAGAUAAUGUAGACGAGUGUGAUAAUGGUACCUCACUGUAUAAACUUUGGUGCAGUUUCAACUUCCUAAAAUGUGUCAUGGCACUCAAGCAUUAUUUCAGAGGAGUUUAGGUCAGAUGCUGAGAAUAACUGUGGCAGAUGGAGAUGCUCUGAAGAUACUGCCCUCUUGUACCUCUACUCCUGCAUGGGAAACAAAUAACCACGCCUCAGGCAUCAGAAAGUCAGGCAAGGUGUGGUUUUCCCCCAGUCCCCUUCCACAGGCCUCCACUGUGACACUGCUGUCCAAAGGACAGAAGGGGAGGUCAUAGGUCAGCCCAACCAAAGAAGUGAAGAUAGAUUCAGGCAUAUGGCCAAUGAGAGAGUUCGAGUGCCCCAAGUGCAUCCGGUCAAGCGCAAGCACAGCUUUGAGUGUGGUCUAACAUUGGAAGAAAGGCGAGAACGUGCACAAAGCAGGAGCAACAUGAGAAGGCCAACUGUGUUUAGUGUUCCCCAGAGUCCCACAUCCUCCUGGAGCCCAACCCCCAGCCCCACAGGUCAUCUGCCCUGCCAUGUGUAUCCCACACCACCUAUCGAUGAGCCACUGGACCUAAUUAAGAAACCAAGGAAACAGCCUGAGAGGACAGAAGAGAAAACCAAAAGCACUACAGCCAUCAAUCAGAUGCGUCCUUCUGUGAUCACCUGUGUGUCCUCCACAAGAAAGCCCACCUGCAGAUCUGAGGUCGGCAGCAGUAGCCACUCCUCCACAGUGUUUUCUAAGCACAGCUAUGACCAUGUUGUGGAGGAACAUUUCAAGAGAAGCCUGGGGAUGGACUACCAAAUGGCCAGCUCCCGCCAGCUCUCCAUCAGCGUCUCUGUGGAUGACCAUUUUGCCAAGGCCUUGGGAGAAAAGUGGUUUCAGAUCAAAUCAAAAUCCUCCUCAUGCUCCUCGUCUACAUCCUCUCCACCCAGCAGCCCAAGUGUCACUCACUCCCCCAGCUACGGCCACAGCCCAAACCAAGCUCCCAAAGAGUCUCCAAGUACCACCACUCCCACCUCCAGCUUCUGGUCAGUCAAAUAAAACUACAGAGAGCUUUCCUGGAGAAAGAGUGAACUUUGAGACAUAGCAUUUAAUGCGAUACAGCGGCAGAUCCAUGCUUUUCAAGGAAUAAGAGCACCAAGGAGAUAACGUUGGUGAAAGUGUAGACUCGAGAACAGGAAUGUAGGAUUACUAAGCUACUCUAUAUGGUUGAACCAUUGAGUGCAUCUCCAUGAGUCUAUUCCCUGCCAGUGGAAAGGGGAGUUAUUUCAAUUUCAGGGGACAAGCAAAUGUUGCAGUGAUGUCUUUAUUUCUCAAUUUCUAUCCCAGCCUGUCCCAGCCUUUUCAAUAGCAUAUCUAUCUCUGAAUAGAUGGUGAUGUGGGAUGAUAGUUGGAGAAAAGAAAUGUGCCAUUAUAUUUCAUUAAAUGUGCCAUAUUUCAUUUCAUUCGGUGAAGAUGCCACUACUUUCGUGAUACUGUAUUUAUACUAUAUGUUUUUUAACGAACCUGGAUCCUAUUUUCAGUCUAAUAAAUUAUCUACUGUAUAUAGUG
This is a messenger RNA of Salvelinus sp. IW2-2015, 1772 nucleotides long. RefSeq names its product transcription cofactor vestigial-like protein 4. Lineage: Eukaryota; Metazoa; Chordata; Actinopteri; Salmoniformes; Salmonidae. Gene Ontology annotation, molecular function: transcription coactivator binding. Gene Ontology annotation, biological process: negative regulation of DNA-templated transcription. The record is from RefSeq and is a predicted model, not a curated record.